Anastrepha obliqua is the source of this 640-nucleotide messenger RNA. Its product is annotated as endocuticle structural protein SgAbd-6-like. The transcript is spliced from 3 exons. The record is from RefSeq and is a predicted model, not a curated record. Bases 138 to 449 code for a protein of 103 amino acids. NCBI's taxonomy places the organism in Eukaryota, Metazoa, Arthropoda, Insecta, Diptera, Tephritidae. Gene Ontology annotation, cellular component: chitin-based extracellular matrix. Gene Ontology annotation, molecular function: structural constituent of chitin-based larval cuticle.
GCGAGCAAGACGUGCAAUUACCGCAUUUAAACGGUAGCGCUAAAAAAUAGUGAAUAAAAGACGGACGCCAUAACACACGGAUAACUAAAAAGUGAAAUUACUUACGUAAUAUUAUUUAUAACUUGCAUUUUGCCAAUAUGAAAUUGAUGCUAGUCUUGAGUUUUUUGUGCCUACUUGCCGGUAGUUUGGCUGCACCACAAGCUCCUGUCGAAAUUUUAGAACAAGAGGUGGAUAAUAUUGGCAUUAACGGUUAUAAAUUCAGCUAUAAACUGAGUGACGGCACAACACGUACCGAGGAGGCUGUUCUCAAUAAUGCAGGCACCGAAAAUGAAUCACUAUCUGUGCGCGGUAGCGUUUCUUGGGUAGCGCCCGAUGGACAAACUUACACUAUUAAUUUUGUGGCCGAUGAGAACGGCUUCCAGCCAGAAGGUGCACACAUACCGAAAUAAGGAAAUGUGUAGAGCCACUAAUUGAAGCGAAAGGAUAAAAACCAAUUUAGUAAAAAAAUUGCUUAGGUACAUCGAAGACAAUAGGAAAACAAAAAAACAAAAACAGGAAGUUGUAGAUGACGAUAUGUGUGUGUGAAAAACUAUUAAAUAAAUAAAUACAAAAAUUGUUACGGUCUCAGUCAGUGUCAAAA